AUGGCUAUGAUAGAUGCCAUGAGCUUUCUGCCUAUACUUGAAUCAAGUGCUGUUAUAUGGGGAAAGCAAUUGACAAGUUCAAAUGCCUGCCAAAGAUUAUUCGAUGUCUGCCAUCUAGUUCUACUGAAACUUGCCCAAUCAGGAUUGUUGAGUUCUGUGUUUGAUCCAUUGGGUAUCAAUCCAGUUGAAUUAUCGGGUCUAAAUGCUGCUUGGGAAAGUGUCCUUGGCUUGUUUUCACAAACAUUUGAGAGUGCCUCAAGUACAAGAAAGGAGAAAUCUUCAACAGCCAGAGGAGUAGCAGCUGCUAUUGAGGAUACAAGCAUUGAUUUUGGGGACUUCUUCAAAGGCCCACUGCCUGGAAAGUUUCUCAAGCUUUUGGGCUAUUUGGCCCUGUCCCGACUUGGAAUAUAUGUACCUCUGGGUGGAGUAAAUCGGGAUGCUUUUGUUGGCAAUUUAGAUCAGAACAGCUUAUUAGGCACUUUGGAUUCUUUUUCUGGAGGAGGCAUUGGUCGGCUUGGGAUAGGCUCCCUAGGAAUUGUUCCAUUCAUCAAUGCACAGAUUGUGUUUCAACUUCUUGCACAAAUCUACCCAAAGUUGCAAGAACUUCAGAAAAGAGAAGGCGAGGCUGGGAGAAAGAAGGUUCUUCAGUAUACUCGCUAUGCAUCGGUUGGAUUUGCUAUAGUACAGGCAAUUGGCCAAGUUCUGUUCCUUCGCCCCUAUGUCGAUGACUUCAGCACCCAGUGGGUUUUAUCUUCCAUUGCUUUGUUAACACUUGGUUCAGUGCUUACAACAUAUAUUGGGGAACGGAUCUCUGAUCUAAAACUUGGAAAUGGAACAUCUCUCUUGAUCUUUACAAACAUUAUCUCGUACUUGCCAGCAUCUUUUGGUAGAACAGUUGCAGAGGCAUUUCAGGAUGGCAAUUAUGUUGGACUUAUGGCCAUCGUUAUCUCCUUUUUCUUGUUAGUCCUUAGCAUUGUAUAUGUUCAGGAAGCAGAGAGGAAAAUCCCAAUUAAUUAUGCUUCAAGGUACACUCGGACAAGUGGAGGGCUUCAAAAGUCUGCUUACUUACCCUUCAAGGUUGGUACCUUGGGUUUAAUGUUCUAG
Molecule: messenger RNA, 1104 nt
Organism: Ilex paraguariensis (yerba mate)
Lineage: Eukaryota; Viridiplantae; Streptophyta; Magnoliopsida; Aquifoliales; Aquifoliaceae
Source: the annotation of a GenBank genome assembly